AUGUCGAACUAUUCCAUCAUCACCGAGUCCUCUAGGAUCCUCAACGAAGUUCUUCUUCGCGAUCCUAAGCUUGGACUUCCAGACUCCUUCAUCAAAGCUGCCGAAAAGCUCAAAUUUGUCAACGAAAAUGACCAACCUUUUGUUCUCACACCUCUCAAGAUCACAGAGUCAAGCACCGCAUUGACUGCUCUUGUAGCCACGGCCGCCAAUGUCGCCGCUGCAGAGCGAUAUGGCAUUGAUUAUCAGGAAGUUGAGAUAAACACUGAUCUCGCAACUUUGUUCCUUGAGUCAGUGCUGCUUCCAACUAUUGGAGGAAAGUCUUUCGUGCAAAGCCCGAGUAUGCUGGCUGAGUUUGCCAAGAUGGACAUCCAUCAAAUGUCGAAGCCAAUCAGACGCUUCGCAACAAACGUCUAUCGUACCAAGGACGGGAGAUGGUAUCAUCUGCAUGGAUCGAUGAAUUCUGCCCCCACGAUGGAGAUGCUUGGUGUUGAAGACACUGAUGUGAACUCUGAAGAGGCGAUCAAGAUAUAUGCUGAAAAGGUUGCGCAAUGGGAUUCUCAAGAGAUUGAGACAACUUCAAAUGAGAAUUUUAAGCAGGCUGGUGUAGUCUGCAAUACGCCCGAUGAGUUCUUCGAAAGCGACCAUGGAAAGAUCAUGUCACAAGAGGCUUUGUGGACGUCAAAGCAACUACCCGCGCCGCGCAAGCCAUGGCCUCAACCCAACGACCCUAAAAGCCUUAGCCCACUCGCCGGCAUCAAGGUUAUUGAUUUCUCGCGCGUGAUCGCAGCCCCAGCUGUCUCCAAAAUUCUGAGUGUUCUCGGGGCUGAUGUCAUUCGCGUUUCGUGUAGCAAAUUGCCCGAGGUUGCCGCAACAAUGGUGGAUCUGCAGAUGGGAAAAAGAGACGUUGAUCUAGAUCUCAAGACUAUGGAUGGUCGCAAAGCCUUUGCGGAGCUUCUCAAAGAAGCUGAUAUUCUCGUCGACGGAUACCGUCCAGGUGCUCUGGCCAAGCUCGGAUUUGACUCGAAGUCUCUUCGUGAGCUGAAUGCAAGCUUGAUCUACAUGAGGGAGAACUGUUAUGGAUUCAAGGGUCCACUUGCGCACCGCUCUGGAUGGCAACAGAUCAGUGACUGCCUGGUUGGUCUGUCUUAUCUACAAGGCAAAUUCCUCGAUCUCGAUGAGGCUAUUGUUCCUCUACUCCCCAAUUCUGAUUACCAAACUGGAUUGGUCGGUGCCGCAGCCGUCAUCCAAGCAUUACUAGCCCGAACGAAAGACGAUGUUACAUUUGACAUUGACAUUAGUCUAACACAAUACAACAUCUGGUAUUACAAUCUUGGUUUGUACUCCGAAAAACAACAGAAGACGCUCAGAAACCGGGACUUGGAGUUCAAUCCUCGUCAUUACGAUGAUAUGGGAGUGCUUAUUGUCAAGACCCAUCAAUCGCUCCAGAAGACACGUCCAGAGAUGUUCAAACAUGGUGAACACUUCUGGGACAUGAGUGGAAAGGAUUGGGGUCUUGAUGAGGAUUUUAAAGUCUUGGCCCCGGCGUUCACAUUCGAGAAAUCGGAGAUUGGGUGGAAGAUUCCGAGUGGUCGAAGGGGGAGGUCGAAGGCUGAGUGGGCUUCUUGA
This is a messenger RNA of Fusarium venenatum, 1626 nucleotides long. Its product is annotated as formyl-CoA transferase. NCBI's taxonomy places the organism in Eukaryota, Fungi, Ascomycota, Sordariomycetes, Hypocreales, Nectriaceae. The record is from RefSeq and is a predicted model, not a curated record. Gene Ontology annotation, molecular function: catalytic activity.